GAAACAAAGAAGGCGUUUCUCUUUCGAACACUCAGAAUAAACGGUGCUGCUAGCUCCCCGAAAUACUUGUGAAUUAGAAACUUUGAAUAAUUACAAAAAGCUCCAACAUGGAUGAACUGGCUAACGAGUACUCCGGCAGCGAAGAGAGGAGUGGAGAGGCCUCCAAACUCGGACUCCUGGCCAGGGUGGACCGUCUGCUCCGGCGCUGGCUGCCUGGAUACAGCUUCAUCCGCGGCAGGCGUCUCUCGACAUCGGAAACCUCGAUCGUGCAAGGCACACAGGGGGUGCGUGGACGGCGUAAGCGGAUGAAUAACAAAGAGGAGGUAUACCUGGACACCGGCAUCGCAAAGUCGGAGUUCUGCGUCCACCUGGAGACCUUGCUGCGUAACAAGCUGCUCAAGAAGCAGCAGGAAUUGGCCCUGGAGCAUCAGGAGGGAAGACGCGAGAUGGAGCUGGAGCAGGAACGGCAACUUAACCAACUAGUCCAGCAGUAGGAAAGUCUACCUAUUGAGUUAUUUUUCACUUCAAUUGUGUAUAUAUAUUUUUAAUACCAUCAAUCAUCAAUCAAUCGUGGCGAGGCGCCUCAUUAAAAUUAAUUAAAAAUACUGACUGGCAAUCAUGAAAGCGC
Molecule: messenger RNA, 628 nt
Organism: Drosophila simulans
Lineage: Eukaryota; Metazoa; Arthropoda; Insecta; Diptera; Drosophilidae
Exons: 1
Coding region: 108-494 (128 amino acids)
Source: RefSeq, a predicted model, not a curated record